This is a messenger RNA of Salvelinus namaycush (lake trout), 2829 nucleotides long. Its product is annotated as amyloid-beta A4 precursor protein-binding family A member 1-like. Gene Ontology annotation, molecular function: amyloid-beta binding; protein binding. Lineage: Eukaryota; Metazoa; Chordata; Actinopteri; Salmoniformes; Salmonidae. The record is from RefSeq and is a predicted model, not a curated record. Bases 1 to 2829 code for a protein of 942 amino acids. Gene Ontology annotation, biological process: chemical synaptic transmission. The transcript is spliced from 12 exons. Gene Ontology annotation, cellular component: plasma membrane; cytoplasm; dendritic spine.
AUGAAGCAGCAGCACCCGCCACACUCCUGUCCACCCCACCACACACAGAACAGUGGAGCACCUGACCUUACUGCUGGUACCUCUCCUACCCCCACACACCACACACCAUGUCCUACUGCCCCUGAUCCCCCUUCCCAAGACCUGCAUCCACCCCUUCCCAACAUAGAGUCUCCCCAACCUCAGGAGGAAGAAGAGGAAGGGUACAGCUCAUCCAUAACGCAGUCUGUUAGUACUCAAAGUGGAUUUGACAACCAGACAGACCUAGAGAACCAGAGGGAGGGGGACCAUGGAAAGGGGGAUCUAAAAGAGACCGGUCUGGUAGAAGAAGACAGAAGCAAGAGGGAUCUGGUAGAGGAUGACCAGGAAGAUGGAACUAAUGAGUACUGUUCUGACACUGAGAGUGCUGCCUCGCUAAGCAUGGAGGCUCCGCCCCUGAGUUCACCUCCUCACCAAUCACCAUUCUUGCCCCCUCCACUUCAGUCUGAGAACUCGGACCAAUGUAGUGACGAGUUUAGCCCAAGCCCCACCUAUGAAAAUGACAUAAUGCCUGAUGAUGAGAGCUGCACUGAUUCUCCACUGUCCCACCCCAAAUCCUUCACCUUCAGAGACUCGUAUCCUAAGACCUAUGCAGAAUUUUAUAAUGAGUCCUACCCACAGUCAGAAUCUGUCACAGAAUCCUACACAGAGCCCUAUGCAAAAUCCUACCCCCAGUCUUUCCCUGAACCCUUGAAAUUGAUUAAUUAUCCAGACAGGAGAUCUGAGGCUGACUCUGAGCCAUAUUCAGAACCUCACCCAGGGCCCUACAGUCAUAGACAGAGGGAGCAUAUUUAUAAGGGAGCUACAGACACUGAACCCCAACCCCGUGACUCCUGGCCAGGUAGGGAUGUGGGGUUACCACAGACCAGCCCCCAUUGGCAGGGACGCUCAGUCGGCUCAAGACUACACCAUUACGAUGACACUACGUCUGACGGGGAGGGCGACAGCCUCAAAGAAAGCCCCAGAUCCCAAAGCCUGGGGCCACCUCCCUGGAACGUGCAAGGUGAAGCCCAGUCAGAGCGUCCCAGCUCUGGGCAGCCUGGUUCAGGUGAGCUCCAGGAUGAGCAGGCCGGGAUGGAGCUCCGAACUCCAGUGGAAGGCCUUUCCGAGGACAGUGUCACAUGCUCAGGGGAUGCUAUCUCUCUGGCCAUCAGGAACAUCCGAGAGGCCAUAGAGGAGGUGAAGACAAAGACGGUGCGCUCGCCCUACACUCCUGACCAGCACAUAGAGCCUGUGUGGGUGAUGAGACCGGAGGUCAGUCCUAAUGAGGACGAAUCCUCCCCAGAGCAGCCACCGGGAGGCAACCCUGUCUCUCAGUCUCCUUCGCACUAUAACCUAGUCCCAGCCCGAGUUCCAGCCCCGGUCCAUGUUCCAGUACCAGCUCCAGCCCUAUCCCGAGUUACAGCCCCAUCCCGAGUUCCAUCCCGAGUUCUGGUGCCAGUCCCAGAGCAUGUCUGUCCUGUGAGGGCAGAGUCCUCCAGAACACACCAGGUUCAUCAGAGGGAGCAUAGAGAUCAGAGGGAGCCGCCUAGGCCACCAUCCAUUGAGGAGAUCCAGAGGCAUAUGCCGUCCUUCCCUACAUACGUGGAAGUCCCAGGGCCAUGUGACCCACAGGACCUUAUUGAUGGCAUCAUUUUUGCAGCCAGCUACCUGGGCUCCACCCACCUGCUGUCAGAGAGGACUCCCACUAAGAGUGCCCGCAUGCAGCAGGCCCAGGAGGCUAUGAGCCGUGUCAGGACCGCACAAAAGCAAGCUAAAAACAGAAAGAAGACUGGGGGUGAGAUUCCUUCUUCCACUGAAGUGGAUCUCUUCAUGUCUACACAGAGGAUCAAAGUGCUGAAUGCAGAAACUCAGGCGUCCAUGAUGGACCUGCCACUGAGGACCAUCUCCUACAUUGCUGACAUAGGCAACAUGGUGGUGCUGAUGGCCAGGGGGAAGAUGGUACGUUCCAGGAGCGCUCAGGAACAUCUGAACCAUACAACUGACCACUCUGACCACACCAACAGCCCAGCCCGCGACGACCUCCCCCAGUACAGGAUGGUCUGCCACGUGUUUGAGUCGGAGGAUGCCCAGCUCAUAGCCCAGUCUAUUGGCCAGGCCUUCAGUGUGGCAUACCAGGAGUUCCUGCGGGCCAAUGGCAUCGACCCAGAGGACCUGAGUCAGAGGGAGUACAGCGACUUGCUCAACACUCAGGACAUGUACAACGAUGACCUCAUCCACUUCUCCAAGUCAGAGAACUGCAGAGAUGUUUACAUAGAGAAGCAGAAGGGAGAGAUGCUGGGUGUGGUCAUAGUGGAGUCAGGCUGGGGCUCUAUUCUGCCCACCGUCAUCAUCGCUAGCAUGAUGCAUUCUGGGCCUGCGGAGAAGUCUGGUCGACUCAACAUUGGUGACCAGAUCAUGACCAUCAAUGGAACCAGUCUGGUUGGACUGCCCCUCUCCACUUGCCAGAGUAUCAUCAAGGGUCUGAAGGCCCAGUCCAAGAUUAAGUUGAACAUCGUCAGGUGUCCCCCCGUCACUAUGGUGCUGAUCCGCAGACCAGACCUCCGAUACCAGCUGGGCUUCAGCGUACAGAAUGGCAUUAUCUGCAGCCUGAUGAGGGGGGGCAUUGCUGAGAGAGGAGGGGUCCGUGUCGGUCAUCGCAUCAUUGAUAUCAACGGUCAGAGUGUGGUGGCUACACCUCAUGAGAAGAUUGUUCACGUCCUGUCAAAUGCAGUGGGAGAGAUCCACAUGAAGACGAUGCCUGCAGCCAUGUACCGUCUAUUGACUGCCCAGGAACAGCCUGUCUACAUCUGA